UAGAAAACUUCAAACAAACCCAAUAUUUUCUUCUGAAAAGCUCUCCAGAGACAGAUAUGGCUGUGGGAAUCCUAGAGGUUGAUGUGAUCAGUGGGAAAGGUCUCAAACGAUCUGAAUUUUUUGGUAAGAUAGAUCCUUAUGUUGAGAUCCAUUACAAAGGACAAACCCGCAAAAGCAGCGUUGAUAAAGAUGGAGGUAGAAAUCCGACAUGGAAUGAGAAACUGAAAUGGAGAGCAGAGUUUCCCGGCUCCGGCGGCGACUACAAACUCAUCGUCAAAGUCAUGGACCAUGAUACUUUCUCCGCCGACGAUCCCAUCGGCGAAGCUACAAUAUAUGUGAAAGAGUUAUUGGAAAUGGGAGUGGAGAAAGGAACCGCUGAGCUAAGGCCGACCAAGUACAACGUUGUUGACACUGAUCUCACUUUUGUCGGCGAGAUUCUCCUCGGAGUUACUUACUCUGUUCAACAAGACAGAGGAAUAGAUGGAGAAGAGUUUGGUGGAUGGAAGCAUAGCCAGUUUGAUUAAUUUCUACUUUAGAUUGCUCGUUUAUACUUUCCAGGUUUUACAUUUAGUGUGAACACAUUAAGCAUUUUUUUUUUAAUUUCAACAAAAAAAACUCUUAACAGAUAUUGUAUGUCAUUUGUGUGUUGUGGUGGAUCUCAUUGUAUUUAAUUUCAGUAUUCAAGAAAAUGUUAAACGCUGAGCAAAAGAUGAAUCUGCUGCCUGUUGCA
Molecule: messenger RNA, 730 nt
Organism: Eruca vesicaria subsp. sativa (arugula)
Lineage: Eukaryota; Viridiplantae; Streptophyta; Magnoliopsida; Brassicales; Brassicaceae
Source: the annotation of a GenBank genome assembly